Molecule: messenger RNA, 1527 nt
Organism: Pseudovirgaria hyperparasitica
Lineage: Eukaryota; Fungi; Ascomycota; Dothideomycetes; Acrospermales; Acrospermaceae
Product: aspartyl aminopeptidase
Exons: 3
Coding region: 1-1527 (508 amino acids)
Biological process (GO): proteolysis
Cellular component (GO): fungal-type vacuole
Molecular function (GO): metalloaminopeptidase activity; zinc ion binding
Source: RefSeq, a predicted model, not a curated record
AUGCCUCCCUCCCUUGCUGCCGCCAACGACUUCUUGUCCUACGUGAACAGCUCUCCCACUCCUUUUCACGCCGUCAAGGGAGCUAGAGAUCGACUCGAGAAGGCCGGCUUCAAGCCCAUCAAAGAACGGGAACCCUGGUCGUCGACUCUUCAACCCGGCGGAAGAUAUUACCUCACUCGAAACGCCUCGUCCAUCGUAGCCUUCGCCAUCGGCAAGAAAUGGAAGGCUGGCAACCCUAUAUCCAUGAUAGGCGCGCACACCGAUUCUCCUUGCCUUCGCAUUAAGCCAGUCUCAAAGAAACAGAGUGAUGGUUUCCUACAAGUUGGUGUCGAGACAUAUGGUGGAGGUUUAUGGCAUACCUGGUUCGAUAGAGAUCUGAGUAUCGCCGGGAGAGUCAUGGUCAAGCACGACGGACGUGUCGAACAGCGCUUGGUCAAGGUCGAUCGGCCUCUUCUGCGAAUUCCUACUUUGGCCAUCCACCUCGACCGCCAAGAAAACUUUCAGUUCAACAAAGAAACUCAACUCUUUCCUAUCGCCGGCUUGGUCGCGGCAGAGCUGAACAGGCAGGAGUUGUCUGAGACUCCUAACAAACCCGACGGCGAGAAAGCAAAGAAUGACGGUCCCUUUGAGCCGCUUCAGCUUCCGACCGAGCGACAUCAUCCUUUCAUCGUUCAGAUCAUUGCCGAUGAAGCAGGUGUACCUGUAACGGAUGUUGUUGACUUCGAGAUAGUGCUCUACGAUACUCAGAAGUCUGCCGUUGGUGGCUUGAAUAACGAGCUGAUAUUCUCGCCACGACUCGACAAUCUGAUGAUGUCCUACUGCAGCACCCAGGCUAUCAUCAAGUCUCUUGAAGACGCAACCGCCCUUGAUGGCGAUCAUACAAUCAGACUGAUUGCAUUGUUCGAUCAUGAAGAAAUUGGCAGUCAGACCGCACAGGGUGCCGACUCUAAUCUUUUACCAUCCAUAAUACGCAGAUUGUCAGUCCUUCCAAACGGAAACCACGGAUCCGAAAAAUCCUACGUCCAUGCCUCCGACACUGAGGUAGAUACUGCUACUGCAUACGAGCAGACUCUGUCUACCUCGUUUUUAAUAUCAGCAGACAUGGCCCAUUCCGUACAUCCAAACUAUCCCGCCAAGUAUGAGUCUUCGCAUCGUCCCGAAAUGAACAAAGGCACUGUCAUCAAGAUUAACGCCAAUGCUCGCUAUGCAACAAACUCUCCUGGCAUCGCAUUACUUCAAGAGUCUGCCAGGCGGGCAAAGAAAUCAUCCACGAGCACAUCAAGUACCGCAAACGGUGUUCCUCUACAGCUUUUCGUUGUAAGAAACGAUUCGUCAUGUGGUAGCACUAUUGGUCCAAUGCUGUCGGCGGCUAUGGGCGUCCGGACCUUGGACUUGGGCAACCCGCAACUGAGCAUGCAUAGCAUCCGCGAGACUGGGGGUGCCCAUGACGUCGAGCAUGCUAUCAAUUUAUUCGAAAGCUUUUUCGCCCAUUUUUCUGAAUUGGAGACGAAGAUAUUGGUCGAUUGA